Molecule: messenger RNA, 4442 nt
Organism: Anas platyrhynchos (mallard)
Lineage: Eukaryota; Metazoa; Chordata; Aves; Anseriformes; Anatidae
Source: RefSeq, a predicted model, not a curated record
GAGGGGCCGGCAGCCCGUGUCCGUGAGGGGACGGGCGGCGAGGAGCGGGUCCCGGCUCCUGUGAGGACCGCGUCCCUUCGGGUGCAGGCUGAGGACAGCGGCUCCCCGGCCCCCCGCGGCUGCCUCCCGGAGAAAAGGCGGCCGGGGCGGGUCGGGCAGAGAGCCUGGUUCCUCCCGAGGGGCCACCCCUCCGCCGGACACCGCUCGGGGCUGCCCUGGGGCCGUGGCGAGGAGGAGGAGGCGCUGCUCUGCUCGCAGCCGCCCCGAGGAGCGGCCCCGGCAGCCCCCCCAGUUUUGCAUCCUGGAAUGUCCCUCUACUUCUUGAAAAUGCAGAAAAUGGUUGCAUGCUUCUUCUUGCUGUUUGGGCACAUGCUGCUUUCCACUGGCUCUGUCAUGGCAAAAGAUCUCCCCGGAGGACAUUUCACCCGAAGGGAUGUUAACUCUCAAUCUCUACUAGAAAAUACUUGUAACAGAAAACGUCUGGAUCUUGUCUUCAUCAUUGACAGUUCUCGCAGCGUACGUCCUUACGACUUCGAAAAAGUGAAGGAGUUCAUUUUAACCAUCUUGCAGUUCCUGGACAUCAGUCCUGAUGCCACCCGAGUGGGCCUGAUUCAGUAUGGCAGCACUGUCAAACAUGAGUUCUCUCUGAAGACGUUCAGGAGGAAGCAGGAGAUUGAGAGAGCAGUCAGGAGAAUGAUGCACCUGGCGACUGGCACCAUGACUGGGCUGGCUAUUCAGUACGCCGUCAACAUCGCGUUUUCAGAGUCUGAAGGGGCUCGACCUCUGAGCCAGAACGUGCCUCGCAUUAUCAUGAUAGUGACAGAUGGGCGACCGCAAGAUCCAGUGGCAGAGAUUGCUGCGAAAGCUCGCAACUCAGGAAUCCUGAUUUUUGCCAUUGGAGUGGGAAGAGUGGACAUGAACACGCUGAAGUCCAUUGGGAGUGAACCGCAUGAAGAGCACGUAUUUCUGGUUGCUAAUUUCAGUCAGAUUGAAACACUGACCUCCGCCUUCCAGACAAAACUUUGUGUUCCCCAUAUGUGCAGUAUAGUUGAGCAUCGCUGUGAUCACUUCUGCAUAAACACCCCCGGCUCCUAUGAAUGCAGAUGUAAACAAGGAUACAUCCUGAAUGCUGACCAGAAAACUUGCAGCACUCAGGACCUUUGUGCUGUGGAGAAACAUGCCUGUGAGCAGAUUUGUGUGAACACGCCUGGGUCUUACGUCUGUCAGUGUUACGAAGGGUAUGAACUUGAUGCAAAUGGAAAGAACUGCAUUGUUGUAGACUACUGUGCUGUGGAUAACCAGGGUUGCCAACAUGAAUGUGUUAACACUGAGGACUCCUAUUACUGUAGAUGCUACCCAGGGUUCAUUUUAAAUCCAGACAAAAGAACUUGCAGAAGACCAGACUAUUGUGCUCUUCAGGACCAUGGCUGUGAACAGGAAUGUGUUAAUACAGAUGAUUCCUAUUUUUGUCAAUGCCAAGAAGGGUUUAGACUUAAUCCAGAUAAGAAAACAUGCAAAAGAGUGGAUCACUGUGCUGAAAGCAAUCAUGGCUGCGAGCAUCUGUGCUUAAAUACUGAUGAUUCCUACGUCUGUCAGUGCUUUGAAGGAUUUGUCAUUAAUGAGGACCUAAAAACCUGCACACGAGUUGACUAUUGUGCUCUGAGUGAUCAUGGCUGUGAACAUUUGUGUAUAAAUGGUGACAGAUCUUAUACUUGUCAGUGUUUUGAAGGAUACAGGCUUCGGAAUGAUGGGAAAACAUGCAAACGUAAAAACAUCUGUAAAUCAGUCAACCAUGGCUGUGAGCAUGUUUGUGUUAGUGCUGACAAUUCCUACACCUGCAAGUGUCGUGAGGGAUACAUACUGAGAGAAGAUGGGAAAACAUGCAGAAGACAGGACAUCUGCAAAUCAGUCAGCCAUGGCUGUGAGCAUAUUUGUGUUAACAAAGAUGACUCUUAUGCUUGUGAGUGUCAUGAGGGCUUCCUACUGAGAGAAGAUGGGAAAACAUGCAGAAAUAAAGACAUUUGCAGCUCAGUUGCCCAUGGCUGUGAACAUGUUUGUGUUAAUGCUGAUGAGUCAUACAUCUGCCAGUGUUAUGAGGGAUUUGCAUUAAGGGAAGAUGGAAAAACAUGUAGAAAUAAAGAUGUUUGCAAUUCUGUUGACCAUGGCUGUGAGCACGUUUGUGUGAACACUGAUAAUUCGUACAUUUGCCAGUGCUAUGAGGGUUUUGUAUUGAGGGAAGAUGAGAAAACAUGUAAAAGUAAGGACAUCUGCAGAUCAGUCAAUCAUGGCUGUGAACAUCUUUGUGUUAAUAAUGACGACUCAUACACUUGCCAAUGUCAUGACGGAUUUGUACUGAGGCAAGAUGGGAAAACAUGCCGAAGCAAGGAUAUUUGCAAAUCAGUCAACCAUGGCUGUGAACAUGCCUGUGUUAAUGCUGGUGAUACAUUUAUUUGUAAGUGUCGGGAGGGAUUCCUGCUACGAGAAGAUGGAAAAACGUGCAGAAAUAAAAAUCUUUGCAAAGCAAUCGACCAUGGCUGUGAACAUGUUUGUGUUAAUACUGAUGAUUCCUAUAUCUGCAAAUGCCAUGAUGGGUUCCUGCUGAGAGAAGAUGGGAAAACCUGCAAAAACAAGGAUGUUUGCAAUUCAAUCAACCAUGGCUGUGAACAAGUUUGUGUGAAUACUGAAGACUCCUACAUCUGCAGAUGUCAUGAAAAUUUCAUACUGAAGGAAGACGGAAGGACAUGUAGAUAUAAAGAUGUUUGCAAAUCAGUUGACCAUGGCUGUGAACAUAUUUGUGUUAAUACUGAUGAUUCCUAUAUCUGUGAGUGCCACGAGGACUUCGUACUGAAGGAAGAUGGGAAAACUUGUAAAAGUAAAAAUAUCUGCAAAACAGUCAACCAUGGUUGUGAACAUGUUUGUGUUCCAACUGGUGAUUCAUACGUGUGUCAGUGCCACAAAGGGUUUAUACUGAGGAGAGACAGGAAAACAUGCAGGAAUAAAGACCUGUGUAAGUCCAUUGACCAUGGCUGUGAACAUGUGUGCAUUAAUAAUAAUAAUUCAUACAGCUGUCAGUGCCAUGAGGGUUUUGUCCUGCGGCAAGAUGGAAAAACAUGUCGAAGCAAAGAUGUCUGCAAAUCAGUUGCCCAUGGUUGUGAACAUAUUUGUGUUAAUAAUGAUGAUUCAUACAGCUGCAAAUGUCAGGAUGGAUAUGUACUGAAAGAAGAUCAGAAAACAUGCAGAAGAUGCACCGAAGGCCCAGUUGACCUGGUGUUUGUGAUUGAUGGAUCGAAAAGUCUCGGAGAGGAUAAUUUUGAAAUUGUGAAACAAUUUGUCUCAGGAAUAUUGGACACGCUUGAGAUUUCACCCAAAGCAGCUCGAGUUGGUUUGCUUCAGUAUUCCAGUGAAGUCCGCACAGAGUUUACAUUAAGGCAGUUCAGCUCAGCCAAAGACAUGAAGAAAGCUGUAUCACAAAUGAAAUAUAUGGGGCGAGGUUCCAUGACAGGACUGGCUCUGAAGCAAAUGUUUCAGAGAAGCUUCACAGAAACAGAAGGCGCCAGACCAUUUUCAGCAAAUGUCCCUCGAAUCGCUAUUGUAUUUACGGAUGGACGAGCCCAAGAUGAAGUCUCUGGGUGGGCUGCUAGAGCAAAGCAAACUGGUAUAAUUAUCUAUGCCAUUGGAAUAGGAAAAGCAAUUGAGGAAGAACUGCUGGAAAUUGCUUCUCAGCCAUCAUAUAAGCAUCUCUUCUACGCUGAGGAUUUCACAGCUUUGGAGGACAUAAGUGAAGAGCUGAAAGUCCAAAUCUGUGAAGCCAUGAAAAAUUCAGCUCACCAGCAAGAUCCGUCAUCUGGAAGGCUUCGUAAGACUGGUCCCCAGUCUUCAGGACCUGAAUCAUCCACAAUAACCAUCACAGAUGUCCUUGCCUGCCCCAAUCUUGCAAUACACCAUAAGUAUCAUUUUGAAGACAGUCACACUCACUCCACAAGAACAACAGCAAAAGACAAAGACCAAUGCAAAUGUGAAAACCUUGUGACAUUCCAGAACUACGCAACCAGUGAAGUAAGAAAACUCACACAGCGAUUGGAAGAAAUGACAAAGAGAAUGGAAGACUUGGAAAACAGGCUAAAAUACUGACCAAAGCAUCAAGUGUACACUACACUGUAUAUUUAUACAUACAAAGUUGGGAGAGCUAUUUUGUUAAAUCAGUUUAAAGUAAAGUAACAAACCCAUGUCUCAAGUUAAAUAAGAGUAUUUUGGACUCCUGCAUCUGUAAUACUGUGUGUUCUGUCUUGCAUUGAUUGCAGAUAAGAAAUUUUUUUAAAAAGUUUUAUAUAUAAACAAUUUAGUAACUAGCAAAAAAUCUAAUUCAGUAGAACUAAACUGAAAUAAGCUAUGCAAAACAUUAAAAUGCUGUUAUUUUUGAUGUGAAACCUCCACGCUUUGAA